Messenger RNA from Nannizzia gypsea CBS 118893, 1542 nucleotides. Its product is annotated as kynurenine 3-monooxygenase. The transcript is spliced from 3 exons. The record is from RefSeq and is a predicted model, not a curated record. The coding region runs from base 1 to 1542 and encodes 513 amino acids. Gene Ontology annotation, biological process: quinolinate biosynthetic process; L-tryptophan catabolic process; NAD+ metabolic process. Lineage: Eukaryota; Fungi; Ascomycota; Eurotiomycetes; Onygenales; Arthrodermataceae. Gene Ontology annotation, molecular function: kynurenine 3-monooxygenase activity; NAD(P)H oxidase H2O2-forming activity; FAD binding. Gene Ontology annotation, cellular component: mitochondrial outer membrane.
AUGCAGAAGGUGGUGAUUGUAGGCGCCGGCCCAGUGGGCUCUCUGGCUGCUCUCUACGCGGCUAUGAGAGGUGACGAUGUUGAACUCUACGAGCUCAGAGGAGAUCCGCGCGAUGCCGCAACUGUUCCGUUGAAUUUCACAAAAUCUAUCAACCUCGCGAUUUCCGAACGUGGGCUGAACGCUAUGAAAUCCUCCAAUCGCUCGGGUUUCGUCGAAAAUGUCUUGAGUGAAGCAAUCCCCAUGACAGGUCGUAUGAUCCACGGGCGUAGCUCUACAGGCUCCCUAUGGGAAGCUUCUCAGGACUAUGACGUUCAUGGGAGAUAUAUCAACUCGAUUGAUCGCGGGAUGCUCAACACAACGCUACUGGACGAGCUGGAGAAAGAGCCAAAUGUCAAGUUAUUCUUCAACCACAAGCUCACAGGUGCUGAUUUCAAAAACAAAAAGGCCUGGUUUGAGCGAAAGAAUCCUAGCGAUAGCCCUGGAUUUAGAUCUACAUCCAACGAUGAUGACAAGUCUAUUAAUCUCACCCGUGCUCCCGAACUGGAGGUACCAUUUGAUUUCCUGAUAGGUGCGGAUGGGGCCCACUCGGCUGCAAGAUACCAUCUCAUGAAAUACACCCGUAUGGACUACCAACAGGAAUAUAUUGACUGCUUAUGGUGUGAAUUCUCGAUCGCGCCCUCCAAGGAUAACGACUUUCAGAUUUCUCCAAACCACCUGCAUAUCUGGCCUGGUGGUGACUUUAUGUUUAUCGCUCUUCCAUCUCCAGACAAAACUUUUGUUUGCACCCUAUUCGCGCCUGCUGAACACUUUGCAGCCCUAGAAAGUGAUCCAAAUAUCCUCCUCAAAUUCUUCCAGACCCACUUCCCUGGUGUUUCUCCUGAACUGAUUCCGCCGGAAAAUCUUAUCCAGCAGUUCAACACGAACCCUCACCUUCCGUUAAUCAGUCUCAAAUCUUCUCCUCAUCAUUUUGGCUCUAGCGUCGUCAUACUUGGAGAUGCUGCCCACGCUGUUGUCCCGUUCUAUGGACAGGGCCUUAACGCGGGUCUCGAAGAUGUUAGGGUUUUAUUUGAACACCUAGAUAAACACGGCGUGUAUUCUGCGUCUAAUGCUGAGGAUGGGCAACAAAUAACAUCGCUUCGUGCUAAAGCCCUUGAUGCAUACUCCCGCCAGCGGAUUCCAGAUGCCCAUGCAAUUAAUCAUCUUUCCAGGGAGAAUUUCAUUGAAAUGAGGGCAGGCGUGAAAUCACCGCUAUACCGCAUGAGGAAGGCCCUUGAAGAGGCCCUUUACAAGUACUUGCCUGGGCUUGGUUGGUCUACACAAUAUGCCCGUGUUAGUUUCAGCAAUGAUCGCUACUCGGAGGUAGUAAAAGCCACGAAAAGACAAACAAAUGUCCUCACCAAGGCCAUGCUUACAACGUUUAUUUCCUUCGUUGGAUUUUCCACCAUCGGCUUAUGGAAAUGGCCAUGGUCUAGGGAUAUCAUUACCAAAAUGCUACAUGCUACAUCUAGAAUUGCUAAAGGGGUAGAGCGAUCAUUGGCCUAA